AUGGCGCCCCUGCUUCAAGAUCCGGCAACAAACCCACACGCAACACUGAUCACGCUGUUCAUGAAUGCCGUUGAUGAAAACAGGACCGAGGAAGACCACAUUGCCGAAGCCAAGAACAGCCAUUCAACCCAAAGAUUGCUAAAAUACCUUCCGCCAAAUAGACCACUAUUGGGCAAAUGCGACCCUCAUCUGGUUAAAUUCAUCUCCGCUAGGGAUCUCGUCACUUCGUAUGAUCAAUACUUUGACCGCUUCAUGGACAAAUUCGAAGUUCAAAAACUGGUAGAAGUUGCCGAGGUUGAAAUCAAGGAACACCACACAAUCAUUGAGAAAUGGCCGUACAGACUGAAACUUGGACCUGGGCAGCCGGGGGCGCAACAGGAGUUCGACCUGGCCCUCGCGAGUGGUCUGUCAACCAAGGAGCGCUACAUGGAAUGGAAAAGGGCGUAG
This is a messenger RNA of Pyricularia pennisetigena, 447 nucleotides long. RefSeq lists its product as uncharacterized. The record is from RefSeq and is a predicted model, not a curated record. NCBI's taxonomy places the organism in Eukaryota, Fungi, Ascomycota, Sordariomycetes, Magnaporthales, Pyriculariaceae. The transcript has 2 exons. Bases 1 to 447 code for a protein of 148 amino acids.